This is a messenger RNA of Prunus armeniaca (apricot), 903 nucleotides long. NCBI's taxonomy places the organism in Eukaryota, Viridiplantae, Streptophyta, Magnoliopsida, Rosales, Rosaceae. The record is from the annotation of a GenBank genome assembly.
AUGUUUUCCCGCGUGAAAUCCACGCGCCACUUCUCCAUCCUCCUCUCCCAUGUCAUAAGAAAAGACGAGGAAGAAGAAGAAAGAAGAUUUGGAGAUGCGGAUCAGGAAGAACGCCAAGGUCUCCCUCUCCUGUUCUCGUCGCACGCUCCAGCUGCGGAGGACCUCCAGGCACACGUGUGCCAGUUAAAUCAAUCCCCAUGGGAUGUUAUUUCCUUUGGUCCAGACUCGAACCAGUUGGAAGAGAGCUUCUAUGUAAAUAACAAUGGGAGCUUCGGUGAUUCUCUCGGAGCUGCUGAAAGCGUUGCGUCGAUGAUGGAUAUCGGCAAAGAGAAAGCCGUGCUGAUGGAACAAGAGCCCGUCGCUGAUGACAAAAAGGGUUCGAAUUCGAAAGAGUUAUUGGACGACGAUAACGAAGAGGAAGGGAGGAGAUCAAGCUACGCGUGUUGCCAGAAGAACGAUGGAAAGGGCUGGCAUUGCAAGAAGAGAGCCAAACUCGGCCAGUCUUUCUGCAACCAUCACUUAUCCCUGCUUAGGUCUAACCAUAAUACCAACAUUGCUUCCAACAUAAGGGCCCCCGGGAAGCUGCGAGCAAGGUGCUAUCAGCUGGAGCCCGCCGCUCCCGGGCCAAGGCGAAGAGGGGAUCCUCCUCAAACCCUUACGAAUUCUAUUACUAUUCGGGGUUUGGCCCGCUGUGGGGGCGAAAGAGGGGCGGGGAUAAGGAGAAGGAAGAGCCCAAGAUUGAUGAAGACAGAGUCACUACUACUACUUCAACUACUCCUCCUACUCAAUCUUCGUCUUCUCAAAUUGAUGAGAAGAAAUUCGAAUAUGUGGAUGACUACGAUGACGACGAGGAUGACUUUGAUGACGAUGUUCGCAGCGGGGAGAGCGGGCGGAAGCGGAUGA